AUCCACACCCCAAUCAAUCCCUGAACCCUCAUACUAACAACAAUGGCUUCAACCAUCAUGUUCUUAUUCCACUCUCUCCCCACCCUUAUCUCCAUCUUGUUCUUCUCCUUCACGGCGGCCUUCACGGUGUUCUCCUUCUCUUUGUUCAUCCUCCGCCUUAGACCCUGCUGCAACUGCCCCAUCUGCCACUCCUACCUCUCCUCCACAUGGCUCUCCUCCUUCCCCAACUUAUCCGAUUGGUACGCCCACCUCCUCUCCCACUCCCCCACCGCCACCAUCACCAUCCACGUCCUCUCCAACAUCCUCACCGCCAACCCCGACAACGUCCACCACAUCCUCAAAACCAACUUCCACAACUACCCAAAGGGCAAACCCUUCUCCUCCAUCCUCGGCGACCUCCUCGGCCAAGGCAUCUUCAACGUCGACGGCCACUCCUGGACCUUCCAACGCAAAAUGGCUAGCUUGGAGCUCGGCAGCCUCUCCGUCCGCUCCCACGCCUUCCACAUCCUAACCUCUCAGAUUCAGACAAGGCUGCUUCCGGUCCUGUGUUCGAAUCGCGACAUGCUGGAUUUACAGGAUAUUUUUAAACGAUUUUCUUUUGAUAAUAUUUGUCGAUUCUCCUUUGGGUUGGACCCGGGCUGUUUGAGCUUGUCUUUGCCUAUUUCGGAGUUUGCCGUUGCCUUUGACUUGGCGUCUAGAUUGUCGGCGGAGAGGGCUAUUACGCCUUACCCUGUUAUGUGGAGGAUUAAGCGGCUGUUUGGAUUUGGGUCGGAGAGGAAGCUUAGGGAUGCUAUUAAAAUGGUGGAUCAUCUUGCCAUGGAAGUCAUACGCCAACGCCGGGAAAUUGGAUUCUCUCAUCGGAAUGAUCUUCUCUCUAGAUUCAUGGCUUCCGUUGAUGAUGACAGAUAUCUUAGAGACAUUGUUGUCAGCUUCCUCCUUGCCGGGCGGGACACGGUGGCGUCGGCUUUGACUAGCUUCUUCUGGCUACUAUCUCAAAACCCAGAAGUGGAGGACGAGAUUCUCGCCGAGUCGGAUCGGGUCAUGGGACCCGACCCGGACGCGGUACCCAGUUUCGACAACCUUAAAGACAUGCAAUAUCUUCACGCAGCGGUGUACGAGAAUCUGCGCCUCUUUCCACCGGUUCAGUUCGACUCCAAGUUCGCUGAGGAAGACGAUAUCUUGCCGGACGGCACGUUUGUUCAGAAGGGUACAAGGGUAACUUAUCACCCCUACGCCAUGGGUCGGAUGGACCGGAUUUGGGGACCCGAUUGUCUCCAGUUUAAACCGGAGAGGUGGCUCAAGAAUGGAAGCUUUGCACCUGUAAACCCGUUUAAAUUCCCUGUUUUUCAGGCCGGUUUACGGGUUUGUUUGGGGAAGGAGUUGGCGGUGAUGGACGUGAAAUGUACUGCGGUGGUUUUGAUUCGGAAGUUUAAGAUCCGGUUGGUUGGAACUGACCGGGUUGCCCGGUUUGCUCCCGGUCUGACGGCUAGCUGGAGAGGUGGGUUGCCGGUUCGAAUUGAACAAAGAACCACCAGUUAGACCUGAACUUUUGUGAUGUACAAAUUAAUGUUACAUUUUAUGAUUCCAAACGCAUUAUUAACAUUUUUGUGCA
Messenger RNA from Cucurbita pepo subsp. pepo (vegetable marrow), 1612 nucleotides. RefSeq names its product cytochrome P450 94C1. Gene Ontology annotation, molecular function: monooxygenase activity; iron ion binding; oxidoreductase activity, acting on paired donors, with incorporation or reduction of molecular oxygen. Lineage: Eukaryota; Viridiplantae; Streptophyta; Magnoliopsida; Cucurbitales; Cucurbitaceae. The record is from RefSeq and is a predicted model, not a curated record.